Messenger RNA from Paramuricea clavata, 378 nucleotides. Lineage: Eukaryota; Metazoa; Cnidaria; Anthozoa; Malacalcyonacea; Plexauridae. The record is from the annotation of a GenBank genome assembly.
AUGAAGAAAGAAAAGAUAAAGAACGAAGUCGUUGAUCUAACGAAAGAUGCUAUCGACAAUGAUAUUAAGAGCUACUUGUCUUUGGGACCAGGUUUUUGUGAAGCUUCCACAGGAGUUUCGUAUGAAAAUAUUAUAGCAGAAACAGAGAAAAUGUGUACAAAAAUAAAGAGAGAAGGCGAGAUUAACAAAACUGAAGAAGAAAUAGUUGAACAUGAAAUUGGCGAGAUACGUGAAAAUGUAAAAGUUAUUUUGGAGAAAGCUAUGCACAAGAAAUAUAAAACGAAUUUCACGAAAGAAGAGUUAAACGGAAAAAAGAAAGCUCUACCAGAUAAAAGAAACGUAUUCGUACCGGCAGAUAGAGGAUGUGUACAGAAAUAA